GCACCCCCAUGUUAUUUCCAAGAACAUGCCUAACCUUUUCUUCUUUCAUGUUCCCAUAGGUCUCACCCAGAGGCAGAACCAAAGGAUGAAGAUGAAGAGGGGGCACUGACAGGUCAUCCCAGAAACCCAAGCCAUGUUGCACUAUUUACUGGGGAACUCCCCAAUGUUUUGGGGGACACUCUGGAGAAAGAGCUGAUCAAGGAGCCCUCCAUGCCAGAACCCCUUCCAGCACCUCGCAUCACCAACAACAUCCUGGGGGAAGAGCUCACUGAGGAACCCUCCAUGCCAGAACCUCUUCCAGCACUUCGUAUCACCAACGACAUCCUGGGGGAAGAGCUCACUGAGGACCCCUUAGUGACAGAACCCCUUCCAGAACCUCGCAUGACCAAUGACAUCCGGCGGGAAGCGCUCACUGAGGAACCCUCCAUGCCAGAACCGCUUCCAACACCUGGCAUCACCAACAACAUCCUGGGGGAAGCGCUCACUGAGCAGCCCUCCAUGCCAGAACCCCUUCCAGCAACUCAUAUCACCAAUGACAUCCUGGGGGAGGAGCUCACUGAGGAACCCUCCGUGCCAGAACCCCUUCCAGCACCUCGCAUGACCAAUGACAUCCUGGUGGAAGAGCUCACUGAGGAAACCUCCAUGACAGAACCCCUUCCAGCACCUGGCAUGACCAAUGACAUCCUGGGGGAAGAGCUCACUGAGGAAACCUCCAUGCCAGAACCCCUUCCAGCAUCUGGCAUGACCAAUGACAUCCUGGUGGAAGAGCUCACUGAUGAACCCUCCAUGCCAGAACCUCUUCCAGCACCUCGUAUCACCAACAACAUCCUGGGGGAAGAGCUCACUGAGGAACCAUUCAUGCCAGAACCAAUUCCAGCACCUCGCAUCAACAACAACAUCCUGGGGGAAGAGCUCACUGAGGAACCCUCCAUGCCAGAACCUCUUCAAGCACCUCGUAUCACCAACGACAUCCUUGGCGAAGAGCUCACUAAGGAAAUCUACAUGACAGAACCCUUCCAGCACCUCGCAUGACCAAUGACAUCCUGGGGGAA
Hemicordylus capensis (graceful crag lizard) is the source of this 1052-nucleotide messenger RNA. RefSeq names its product diacylglycerol kinase kappa-like. The transcript is spliced from 3 exons. Lineage: Eukaryota; Metazoa; Chordata; Lepidosauria; Squamata; Cordylidae. Bases 211 to 1032 code for a protein of 273 amino acids. The record is from RefSeq and is a predicted model, not a curated record.